Molecule: messenger RNA, 1850 nt
Organism: Thalassophryne amazonica
Lineage: Eukaryota; Metazoa; Chordata; Actinopteri; Batrachoidiformes; Batrachoididae
Gene: rnf167
Product: ring finger protein 167
Exons: 11
Biological process (GO): positive regulation of DNA-templated transcription; protein ubiquitination; ubiquitin-dependent protein catabolic process
Cellular component (GO): cytoplasm; nucleoplasm
Molecular function (GO): 2-oxoglutarate-dependent dioxygenase activity; ubiquitin protein ligase activity; methyltransferase activity
Source: RefSeq, a predicted model, not a curated record
UGAUGGUUGAUUUUCCAAAUACCAAGAAGCUUUAGCCUGACAAACAAGCUAACUUAAGUUAGUGAAGUCGACCGUACGUUAUCGUCAAAAAGAACAAAUAUUUGUCUUAAAUUUCUUGAAAACAAAGCUGUACUUGGGGCGUUUUCAAGAUAAAUCAAGUAGUAUUUGACGGUGCAAUACUUUUAAUGCUGUUAGUUAAUGUCAGGAGUUGCUAGCCAAACGUUGGAAUACCUAAUCCUUCCUGUUUUUGUUUGCUGCGUAAUCGGGGAAUAUUUGUGAAAGUCGUUAUACUGGUUUAAUAAAAGUUGAUAGCUAACUUUUGUUCACGUCGACAUGUAACACAACUGCGAUAAGGGUAAAUUCAAGUUUUGAUGGUGUCGAUGUUCGUAGGAUACCAAGUUGUUUGCAACUGUCAAUAAGCCACAAUGGUGACCUUUGGUGUACAGUGCACGGGAACCCGGCUGAGUGCUCUUAUUUUGGCUGUAUGCUACAUAAUGAUUUCUUCACCCACACAUGCCUACAUCUAUGCCCAUAACAGCAAUAUGUCCACUAUGAUGUUUGAAGACCUUCCUGCCUCUUUUGGAUCCUCACUUCCUACUGAUGGACUAAUGGGGUGUUUGGUGUCAUCCAAUCCACCAAAUGGCUGCACAGCAAUAGACCCUCCUCCAGCAUUGCCUCCAUCUGUUGAUCCCAACGCAACCAAAUUUAUAGUUCUCAUCCAACGCAAUGAUUGCUUCUUUGAUGUGAAGGUGCUGCACGCACAACAAGCUGGAUACAGUGCUGCGAUCGUUCACAACAUGUACUCAGACAUUUUGCUCCGUAUGAGCUACAACAAUGAAACACUUUCAAAAGAGAUUCAGAUCCCAUCAGUGUUCACAAGUUACUAUGCCUCCCGAAUUCUCAGAAACUACAUCAUUAGAGAAGAAGGGGCCUAUGUCAUUCUCAAGCCAGAGUCUGAAUUUUCACUCUCACUCUACCUUAUUCCCUUUAUUGGAGUAGUUGGCAUGAUCAUUGUGGUGAUGUUUGUCAUUGUGAUUGUACGUUGUGUACAGUACAGAAAAAGACUGAGGAAAAAUCGCUUAACAAAGGGACAACUGAAACGCAUUCCCAUCCACAAGUUCAAUAAAGGGGAUGACUAUGAUGUAUGUGCAAUCUGUCUGGAUGAGUACGAAGAGGGAGACAAGCUGAGAGUAUUACCUUGUUCACAUGCUUACCACUGCAAGUGUGUAGACCCCUGGCUUACGAAGACAAAGAAGACAUGUCCUGUGUGCAAACAGCGGGUUAUGCGGCCCAACCCGGAGCAACCAGAGUCUGAAUCCGAGGAGGAAACUGGAGGACAUGGCGAGGGAUCGGAUGGUGAAGCUGACACAGAACGCACUCCGCUGCUUCGGCCUUCUAAUCCAGGAACGCCCUCUGGCAGCCCAGUGGCUUAUUCAGCCACUGCCUUGACCGUCGCUCAGUGCCUCAACUCCCCUUCCCGCUGCGAAUCGCCCCUACUGGGCUAUGAAGGCUACUAUUCCCCCCAGGAAGACACAGACUCAGAAAGCUUGGACACGAGGGAGGACCUACACCACACUGAUGAUGACACUGCUGAGCUCAUGGGUAGAGAUUGAGAGAUGGUGACAGGGAGGCCAGUUAGCAUCUUUGUGGACUAUGGGGAGUAUGUGGAGAGGGUUUCCAGCUUCAAGCUCCUGGGUGUGCAGGUAGAUGUAGACCUUCAAUGGAGAUCCAACACCUUGGCGGUCAUGAAGAGGGCCCAACAACGGCUCCACUGUCUGAGGAUCCUCAGGAGGACCAACUUAAAGAGGGAGCUACUGUUUUCCACCGCUGCUCCACUGAGAGUGUGCUGA